Lodderomyces parapsilosis is the source of this 1635-nucleotide messenger RNA. RefSeq lists its product as uncharacterized. The record is from RefSeq and is a predicted model, not a curated record. Gene Ontology annotation, biological process: transmembrane transport. Lineage: Eukaryota; Fungi; Ascomycota; Pichiomycetes; Serinales; Debaryomycetaceae. Bases 1 to 1635 code for a protein of 544 amino acids. Gene Ontology annotation, cellular component: membrane. The transcript has a single exon. Gene Ontology annotation, molecular function: transmembrane transporter activity.
AUGGAAGCGAUCAAAUCGAAAACAGACCAACACCUCCACAACAUAGUCUCCUCGAGGUCUGAGGUCAGACAUGUUGAUCCACAACACAAUUUAGGAGAUGUCGAAUUAUUGCAUCAAAUUGGUUACAAGCAAGAGUUACGCCGUCACUACUCCACAUUGCAAGUGUUUGGAAUAGCAUUUUCAAUUAUGGGAUUGUUGCCCAGCAUUGCCUCAGUCCUAGCACAAGGUUUAGAGGCUGGCCCCGCUGGUCUUGUGUGGGGUUGGUUUAUUGCCAGUGUCUUCAUCUUUUGCGUUGGAUUGUCAAUGAGUUUCUUGGGUAGUGCCAUACCAACCAGUGGAGGGUUGUAUUAUUACACAAACUACUACUGUCCCGAUACAUUCAGAGUCCCAUUGAGCUUUUUAAUCGGGUGCGCAAACUCGCUCGGUUUAAUCGGUGGCUUGUGCAGUAUCAGUUAUGGUUUCGCUGUGCAAGUAUUGUCUGCAGUUUCGAUUUCGCAAGACGGUGAUUUUGAUAUAACCAAUGGGAAAUGCUAUGGGGUAUUUGCAGCAUGUGUUGUCAGCAAUAUGAUCGUGUCCUGCUUGGCAACAAAGCAUGCUGCGUCAUUGCAAACAGCUUCGAUAAUCAUUAAUGUUUUUCUUGUGUUGUUGUUUUUGAUUGCUGUUCCAGCUGGGUUCGGCUCUGGUUUCAACUCAAGAGGAUUCAUUUUUGGUAACUUCGAAAAUGCUCGGGACUGGAGCGUGGGAUGGAGUUUCUUCAUUUCGUUACAACCAGCGGUCUGGGUUAUUGGUGCAUUUGACUCAGUGAUUCAUUGUUCUGAAGAAGCCUUGAGUGCGCAACGAUCAAUACCUGUGGGAAUCUUGGGUUCAAUUGCUGCAUGUUGGUUCCUUGGUUGGUUUGUGGUUAUUGUAUGUGCCGCAUGUAUCAAAGAUGGUGAUGUAGCAAGAGUUUUGGAUUCAGCAACAGGAUCGCCGAUGGCUCAAAUCAUUUAUGAUGCAUUGGGCAAAAGAUGGGCUGUUGCAUUUAUGUCAUUAAUAUCCAUGGGUCAAUAUUUGAUGGCAAUUUCCAUAACAAUUGCAUUAUCGAGACAAAUUUGGUCUUUUGCUAGGGAUGAUGGGUUGCCAGGGGUUUACAAAUGGGCCAAGUAUGUUGAUCCAAAGAUAAAAGUGCCAGUAAGAGCAACAGUCUUUGCUGGUUGUUGUGCAUUGGUGAUUGGCUGCUUGUGUCUCAUUCCUGGGUCAGCUGGGUCUAGUGCGUUGUUUUCAUUGGGAAUUUGCUCCAAUAAUCUUGCAUGGGUUACGCCGGUGAUUUUGGUAUUGUUGCCCUAUGGUAGAAGAAAGUUUAUUCCCGGGCCCUUUUACUUUGGCAAGUGGUUGACCAGAGCCAUUUGUCUUGUUGCUAGCUGCUGGUCGGUAUUCAUUAUUGUGUUGGCCAUGUUUCCUGAUUCAAAGGCUGUUGAUAAAGAAUCCAUGAACUAUACGGUUGUGAUCAAUGUCGGGGUUUGGAUUUUGUCAUUGGCUUAUUACUACACUUGGGGUUACAGAGUAUACACCGGGCCAAAGAGUAAUCUUGACGAGGAGUACAUCGAUGGUGAAAGUAUCCCAGCCUUGGAUGAGGUUUUGCACGAGAAAGUGUAG